Aspergillus ruber CBS 135680 is the source of this 426-nucleotide messenger RNA. RefSeq lists its product as uncharacterized. The transcript has a single exon. The record is from RefSeq and is a predicted model, not a curated record. NCBI's taxonomy places the organism in Eukaryota, Fungi, Ascomycota, Eurotiomycetes, Eurotiales, Aspergillaceae. Bases 1 to 426 code for a protein of 141 amino acids.
AUGUGCCACGUCCAGCGCGUGAUUAACACCUGCGGCCAUCGCAACGACCACGUCUCUCUCUCCUGUCGCUUCGCCAAAGCCGGCCACAACCUGGCAAUGCCUAUUAGCGAAUCGAACUCAAACCUUUCGCAUACUGCCACUACCAGGAGAAUGAGCACGUGCAUGAGCGCCAGCGCCGCGACAAUUACCACCACUACUACUAUCACAACCAUAGCCACGAAUACCACUACCACAAACCCUACCGCCGCGAGCAGUAGCGAUGACAGUAAUGAUAGUGCUAUGAGUAGUACCGGUGCUUCGACCGUGAUCCAACCCCACGGAUUCCAUGCUUAUACGGAUCCCUAUUGCAUCUAUGCAACUGUUCGGACAUUGGACUCGCCGGCAGGUUUUAUGUGCAUGGUUGAGGGAUGUGGAAGAGCGGAUUAG